AGACGGUGAUGUGCUUGAUGACCAGUUUGACGAAGAGAUGCGCGCUUAUCAGAAUACGUUAGCCAAAAAGCGUGAACCUAUAAAGAAAGAUGUUAAAGGACUCGAGAGCGCACUGGAAGAGAUGGACGAUCACUUAGACUGGAAGGAGACCUUAGACAUGUCUGUAGAUUUAGGAGAGGUGGAUAAUGCGAAUGACGAUAUUAAGAGAGAGCUUGCUUUCUACGAAGCAUCGGUGAAGGCCGUGAUGGAUGGAAGAAAGAAACUAAAGGAAAACGGAAUUCCCUAUCUGCGUCCUGACGAUUAUCUCGCGGAGAUGGUAAAAGACGACAAGAAAAUGAAGAUGAUCGAACAAAAGAAGACUGCCAUCGAAGAGGAAAAGCGUCAGAAACUUCGAAAGAUCAUCAUUCGCAACAAGAAUAAAAAGCGAAGCAAUCGCAAGAAAUACUCCCGACGAUAACGUUCCCCC
Messenger RNA from Blastocystis hominis, 466 nucleotides. RefSeq lists its product as hypothetical. Gene Ontology annotation, cellular component: nucleolus; preribosome, large subunit precursor; nuclear periphery. Gene Ontology annotation, biological process: ribosomal large subunit biogenesis; rRNA processing. The record is from RefSeq and is a predicted model, not a curated record. The coding region runs from base 38 to 457 and encodes 139 amino acids. Lineage: Eukaryota; Bigyra; Opalinata; Blastocystidae. The transcript is spliced from 3 exons.